Messenger RNA from Cydia fagiglandana, 1130 nucleotides. RefSeq lists its product as uncharacterized. Lineage: Eukaryota; Metazoa; Arthropoda; Insecta; Lepidoptera; Tortricidae. The transcript is spliced from 2 exons. Bases 57 to 1130 code for a protein of 357 amino acids. The record is from RefSeq and is a predicted model, not a curated record.
CAUUAUAACCUCAAUUUCAUUUUGGUCGGCGUGGUUAUAGAUUGCAAAGCAAAAAUAUGGCGGCGAUCAUGACCAAACGCAAGCGGCAAGAAAAGAUAGAGCAUUACCAAAGAAAAUUGAGAAAGUAUAGUGGUUUAAGGUUUUCAUCGUCUUCAUCAGAUGAAAACUCAGGUAAGUACGAGGAGUUCCUCGAGCCAGAAGUCCUAGUUAUUCCGGAUGCUCCCGACGAUAGCCAAGGCGCGGAUGCGCCUUACAAUGAGGAAGUUCCAGAGGCUGCACCGGCAGACGGGUCUCCGGCACCCGACGCGCCCGACGUAGCCCCAGUCCCCGAGAGUGCUGAAAUACCUGAUCUGGACCCAGAACUCGUCACUGCACUUGGCGAAGCGACAGAUGACAAACCCAAAUUCGGAGACAAGAUUCACGGAAAUUUGGCAUCCCUCUGGCUACCGCUACUGCGGAAAGGCUUGCCCUCAGAGGCAAAAGAAAAAUUAAAGAAUGAAUACCUCAUUCCAGAAAACUGUACCCUGUUACAGGCACCGAAGUUAAACCCGGAAAUCUCCGCAGCCAUUUCAGAGAUGGCUCGCAACAGGGAUAAGAAGUUGGAGGCCAGCCAGCAACAGCUUGGCCUAGGAAUUACAGCUGUGAAUCGAGCCCUAUCGAUCCUACUCACAUCCAACGACAAAGUCACAGCCAUAAAGCUGUUAAGUGACAGUUGUCGGAUCCUGUCUGACCUGCAUUUUGGGGAGACCAAAACCCGCAUAAAACUGAUAACCCCAGGGCUAGCCAAACCUUUCCUGAACAUCAUCCAAGAUGAGGAAAGGGAUGAGCUACUAUUUGGAAACAAGCUUCCAGAGAAAAUCAAAGCUUCAAAAGCUAUUGAAAAACAGGGGUUGCAGAUCAAGAAAGCUGUACCUGCCGUUAAAAAUACACCAGCCUCCUCAAGCUCGACUCCUAAUGUCCCACGCAGUCAGUACCAGUUUCAGGGAAACUGGGCAGGACCUACACGGUACCAGUCAAACAGGGGGGGGCGGGGAGGACAGAGGAAAGCUACAGCGGGCCGCAAACCAGCGCCGAAUCCCCAAGCCAAGCCGGCGGGUCAGGGCAAGACUCGUGUUGCCCCUCAGCAAUGA